Messenger RNA from Vicia faba (fava bean), 1152 nucleotides. The record is from the annotation of a GenBank genome assembly. NCBI's taxonomy places the organism in Eukaryota, Viridiplantae, Streptophyta, Magnoliopsida, Fabales, Fabaceae.
AUGGGAUACACUCAGCGACGGGUGCAGAUCCGUUCUAUUGGAUGCGUGUUAUCCUUGCUUCUAAUCGCGGAACUGUCAUGGAACUUGGAAUCACUCCCAUUGAAUGGAGCACAAAAGCUACUUGGUAUUUUGAUAGCUGUUGGAGAAGCAGUUGCCUAUGUUCUUUCUGGAAUGUAUGGUAGUGUGGGCCAACUUGGAGUAGGAAAUGCUAUCCUCAUCAUCAUCCAGCUCUUUUUUGCCGGCAUUAUUGUCAUAUGUUUAGACGAGCUUCUUCAAAAAGGAUAUGGUCUUGGUUCUGGAAUUUCCCUUUUCAUAGUAACUAAUAUCUGUGAAAACAUUAUAUUGAAGGCAUUUAGUCCCACCACCUUUAAUAGUAGGCGUGGAGAUGAAUUUGAGGGUGCUGUUAUUGCUCUGUUCCAUUUGUUGAUAACUAGAACAGACAAGGUUUGUGCUCUUCGCGAAGCGUUUUACCGGCAGAAUCUUCCAAAUGUCACAAACCUUCUUGCUACUGUCUUGAUCUUUCUGAUUGUGAUAUACUUCCAAGGUUUCCGUGUGGUCUUGCCUGUAAGGUCAAAGAAUGCCCGAGGACAGCAGGGUUCAUAUCCAAUCAAACUUUUCUAUACCUCCAACAUGCCCAUUAUUCUUCAGUCAGCCCUUGUUUCAAAUCUCUACUUUAUCUCUCAGCUUCUCCAUCGCAAGUACAGUGGAAACUUCAUUGUAAAUCUGUUGGGAAAAUGGAAGGAAUCUGAAUAUGGAGGUGGUCAUUCAAUUCCUGUUGGUGGUAUUGCAUACUACAUCACUGCACCUUCCAGUUUAGCUGAUAUGGUAGCCAAUCCUUUCCAUGCUUUGUUCUAUCUUGUGUUUAUGCUGUCAGCAUGUGCAUUGUUCUCUAAAACUUGGAUUGAGGUUUCUGGUUCGUCUGCUAGGGAUGUUGCCAAGCAGUUGAAGGAACAACAAAUGGUAAUGCCUGGACACCGGGAGUCAAACUUGCAGAAAGAGCUAAACCGAUACAUUCCCACUGCUGCAGCAUUUGGAGGCAUAUGUAUUGGUGCCCUAACAGUCUUGGCCGAUUUUAUGGGGGCAAUAGGUUCAUGGACAAAGAAUAUAAGAAGAAGGAUUAAAACCAAGAGUAGGCAGGAAAGCAUAAUCUAA